Molecule: messenger RNA, 2460 nt
Organism: Syngnathoides biaculeatus (alligator pipefish)
Lineage: Eukaryota; Metazoa; Chordata; Actinopteri; Syngnathiformes; Syngnathidae
Gene: dpcd
Product: deleted in primary ciliary dyskinesia homolog (mouse)
Exons: 7
Coding region: 328-939 (203 amino acids)
Source: RefSeq, a predicted model, not a curated record
UUUAAAUUCGGAAAUUGCUUUUUAACGCCUCGUUUUUACCAAUAAAACUUACAAUAAUCAACUAUGCAGUCCGACUAUAUGCUAUUUUGAUAUCUUUUGAAUAUUCGUAUAUAUAUUUACGUGUUUAAGUUUCUUCUUCGGACGAUAUUUGCAUAUCGACGGUGUCCUUAGUUAAAAUUUUUGUCAAAAUAUGCAACAAGUACUUAUCAGAAAAUUUUCAGACGAAGCGACAUAAUUUUUACGAUUAUUAGAACAUUUUAGUAGGGCCCGCAAGUGAGUUACCGUGGUUACGGUUUGAUUCCGGAAGUUUCUCUGCACAAGACAAACAUGGCUGUGCAAAGCUGGAUCGACAACCUAAAAUCGGCAAAGAAGACUGCUUUGAUUCACGAUGGGAAAAGGAAGGUCCACUACCUCUUUGCCGAUGGAAAAGAAAUGGCAGAAGAGUAUGACUUGAUAACAGAUGAACUCGUUGUACGGAAGUGGCGUCUCAAAAGCACACUCGGAGCGGUGGGUCAAUGGCAGGUCGAAGUUGGGGAGCCACUGAUUGGUCCUGCCACCUCUUUGGAUGCUGAGAUGCUAAAAGAGAACUGCUCCAAUCCUGUGUUUGUACGUAAAGAUACAAAGAGCAGUUUUCAAUGGAGAAUCCGGAACCUUCCCCACCCGAAAGAUGUCUUUAAUGUUUCAGCGCAUCCACCUGAAAGAUGUAUUGUCAUUAAAACUUCAAACAAAAAGUAUUACAAGAAAUUUGGUAUUCCUGAUCUGGAUCGCAGUCAACUUCCACUGGACAGCGCUGCUUUAAGUUUCACUCAUGCAAACAACACUUUGAUAGUCAGUUACAAGAAACCCAAAGAGAUUUUAAAUGUUGAGCAGGAGUUGAUGAAGGAGCUGAAGAAGCUAAAGGGGACGAGUGAAGGGGACAUUGACUGCAAAACUCAGUGAAUGUCAAAUUCUGGACAUAUGUGAGCUCAAUGUUUAACUAUAUUGAAUAUAAGUUUGAUUAGACUGUCCUUACAUAUUUGUAGAUAUUUCAUCUGGUAAAUACUUUUUCCUUGUGUUCUCCACCAUACAUUAAAAUAAACACCACUGACAAGCCUUUAGAAAAACUUUCUCUCAUUAAAACAUUUCAAAACAGUUUCCUAAGUUGAAAGUUGAGAUCGGACUCUUAAUGUUACUUCAUGGAACGUGAGUUCAUGCCUCCCUCUCACUCAAAUCCAGUGCACUGCGGUCUUGAUGGGAGUCACACAGCCUCUCACCCUCCUUUCAUCGAUGUCUGUGUAAAGCACUUAAAACACACAAUAACCCAACUCCGUUCAUUCCAGAGUCACUUACAAGCAUGUCCCAUUUGUGUAAAUUGAAUGCUUCCAUGUUCGCUGUAUAUCGUGGGCUACCCUGAAAGUCAUUAGUGAAGUUUUGGUGAUCGAGCUAGCUAGUAUCUAGUGUUUAACUGUUUCCAUGCAAGCCCAGAGGUUUUAUGAGACUUUGGCUUUGUGGUCAACAUUAUAGACAAAAAUUGGGUUAAAUACAAAACAAUACUCAAGACUGUUCCAAAUUGAUGCACUGUAACAUUGUUGUCUACAUGGCACACAUAUUUUGUCAACGUUUUCUGUCAGUGAAGUUCUCCCGAGCAAUUAGUAUGAUAUCUGAUGACAAGUCAUGGCCUUUAAUUUGAGAAGCCACAAUUUUUCUGGCUAUCCUAACAGCCUCUUUGAUGUUGUUUAUCCAUUCCCCAUCUGCCAGAAUUUGUAAUUAUUUACCCAUCCCCACAUCUGCUUUGAACGUAGAGCAGAACAUUACAUGACUUGUCAUAGUAAUGUUUUCUACACGGCAAAUUAUCUGUACGUGGAUUCAAUUUUUGCAAUUUGUGUGUUGUGGAAGAGCUUGCUCCAUGGUAACGGCGUGGGUUCAAUUCCCAACAGAAAGGGACGCAAAUCAUGCAAAUGACUCGCUGUGGUGAUCGCUGUUGGGACCAGCCAUAAGUCACAUCAGCAAGUGUUGCAGAAGGACUUUUGUUUUUUAAAAUACAUUAAAAAAAGCAAGAAGCCAUAUCUUUGGGAUUAUUAAAAAACCCUUCAAAAGAAAUAGAUGUGAAACAUUUUUAAUAAUACAUGUUUUUAAAAAACGACAACAUCUUCCAAUGCAAAACUCCUUGAAAUGAUGGCAUAUAAUUCAUGUUUCAUAACAGCAAGUUGGCCAGAAUUCUAGUGUAACUCAUUGCAAGACUUGCCAAUGUUUUGGACUUUGUCACUGCAGGGAGUUCAAGCAGGCACGGUGACAAAAAAAACAACAUCCAGUCAUGAACCCAAUGUCGUGCUUUAUUGUGUCUGAGAUAAAGUUCUCAGAGGUUGUUGUGAAAAUGGAGAAUAACUUUGAGUUUUCACUUUCGAAGGGAAAGUAUUUAAAUACACAAUGCUUCAACCACGGAUUAUUUCCCAACACAAUUAAAUCGAUUGUUCUCUCUGA